CAGAAUGAUGGGUACGUACGCGUAAAUGCACUUUAUACCAAGUCCAUGUAAAGCGACGACCGUUGAGUCAGAUUUUCCAACCAAAUUCUUAUACCCCGAGCUCCUUCACUGAAUUCCAAGCGUUGAGAAAUAGGAAAAGGAAAAAUGACUACAAUUCCUAAUGUACCAGACACCAUCAUUAGCCUUGUUAUCGUCAUGUUGCUCAUCUUCUUAGCAGAAAUCAAAGUAGAUGCACAAGCCAGGUUUAAGCUUCCAGAUGAUGAAGUGAAAGCUCUAAGAGAAAUCGCUGUACAAGUGGGGAAGAAAGACUGGAACUUCAACAUAGAACCCUGCAGCAAUAACACAAACUGGUUGACACCAAGAUCCCAAGACAGGCCAUUGUACAACAAUUCUCUUAUUUGCAAUUGUUCCUAUCCUGGUGAUGUAUGCCACGUUGUUCAUCUAUUUCUUAAAGGGCAGGACCUUUCUGGUAAACUUCCACCAUCUCUAGCAAAGCUACCUUACCUUGAAACAGCUGAUUUUGCGCUGAACUAUCUAAGUGGUAGCAUACCUCCAGAAUGGACUUCUAUGAAGAACUUGAAAUAUCUGUCCUUGUAUGUGAACAAUGUAUCAGGACCAAUCCCCACCUACUUGGGAAACAUGACCUCUCUCGUAUAUCUGAGCUUAGAGAACAACAAGUUUUCUGGAACUGUUCCUACAGAGCUUGCCAAAUUGUUCAACUUGGAGAAUCUCAUUCUUAAGGCCAACUAUCUUACAGGGAAGUUUCCUGAGGCUCUCACUAAGCUAACCACGUUGACAGAACUUAGAAUUAGCAGCAACAACUUCGCUGGAAGAAUACCCAACUUUCUUGACAGUUGGAAAAAUCUCAACAAAUUAGAAAUUCAAGCUAGUGGUCUCAAAGGGCCAAUUCCUUCUACUAUAUCUGAGUUGAGUGAUUUAACUGAACUAAGGAUUAGUGACUUAGAUGGACAUAGCUCAGAAUUUCCAUCCUUAAAAAAUAUGACGAAGAUGAAACUCUUAAUGUUGAGAAGCUGCAAUCUCGUUGGCCCAAUCCCUGGAUACAUAUCUAAAAUGACAGAACUCAAAACUCUAGAUCUUAGCUUCAACAGAUUGAACGGAAAUCUUUCAUAUUUUCAAGACUCAUCAAAGCUGGAGAAUAUAUAUUUCACAAGCAACCAACUUAGUGGGGAUGUUCCAAAAUGGAUCCCAAAAAGAGACGCCAAGUACAAAACAGAUCUUUCCUAUAAUAACUUCAAUGAGAGCUCUGUGCCAUCUACUUGUCCUGAUUACUUGAAUUUAUUCAAAAGCUUUCCUUCACAUGAGAACUCAUUACUUGCGGAGUGCCAGAAAGGUUCUCCAUGUCUAAAAGAGGUGCACUCUUUACAUAUAAACUGUGGGGGAGGAGUAGCCACCGUAGGAGGCAUCACUUACGAAGAGGACCAGGAAGAAGGAGGGCCAACAAAGUUUGUAUUCGACGGAGAAAAGAACACGGGAUUUAGUAGUACUGGACAUUUCUGGGAUGCUGAUACCACGUCAAAAUCCUACGCACCAAACAAUGUGUCUAUACUAGGAAUGAAGGAUCCAGAAUUGUACACAAACGCACGCCUCUCUCCUCUUUCUCUCACAUACUAUGGACGUUGCUUAGCAAAUGGAAAGUACACUGUCAAGCUUCACUUUGCCGAGAUAAUAAUCAGAGACAACAGGUCGUUUCACAGCCUCGGAAGACGAAUAUUCAAUGUUUAUAUUCAGGAGAAAUUGGAGUUGAGGGAUUUUGACAUUAGAAAAGAAGCAAAUGGGUGUGAUAAGGCAAUCAUUAAGGAAUUCAAAGCAGUUGAGGUGAAGAAUAACAUUAUAGAGAUCAGAUUUCAUUGGUCAGGAAAAGGAACAACAGCUGCCCCAAAGAAAGGAACCUAUGGUCCUCUUAUAUCAGCGAUCUCUGUAGUUUCUGAAUCCCAUAAUCACCGAAUGAUGAUAUCAAUCGGCAUUGGAGCCACCACGUCAGUUGUAUGCCUCAUUGUUAUUAUUUUAGGCACUCUUUGGCGGAAAAACUAUUUAAAAGAAAGCACUUCAAGGGAAAAAGAACUUAGAGGGCUUGAUCUGCAAACAGGUCGUUUUACAUUCAGACAAAUCAAAGCUGCUACCAACAACUUUGAUCCCAGUAACAAGAUUGGAGAAGGUGGUUUUGGAUCUGUAUACAAGGGUAUAUUGUUGGAUGGCAGCAUUAUUGCGGUUAAGCAACUUUCUUCAAAAUCAAAGCAAGGAAACCGUGAAUUCGUGACUGAAGUAGGCAUAAUUUCCGGUUUGCAACAUCCAAAUCUUGUUAGAUUAUAUGGUUGCUGUAUUUCAAGAAACCAAUUACUGCUGGUAUACGAAUACAUGGAAAACAAUAGUCUUGCAGGAGCUUUGUAUGGUCCAGAGGAAAGGCAGCUAAAAUUGGAUUGGCCUACAAGGCAAAAGAUAUGUGUAGGAAUAGCAAGAGGUUUGGUUUUCUUGCAUGAGGAUUCAACAUUGAGAGUUGUUCAUAGAGAUAUCAAAACUACAAACAUACUACUCGACGGAGACCUUAAUCCUAAGAUUUCUGAUUUUGGUUUGGCCAAGCUUGAUGAAGAGGAAAACACCCACAUCAGCACCAGAAUUGCUGGAACAUUAGGAUAUAUGGCACCAGAAUAUGCAUUAUGGGGUCACUUAACUUAUAAAGCAGAUGUUUACAGCUUUGGUGUUGUAGCAUUGGAAAUUGUUGCAGGAAAGAAUAACAACAUGAAGCAUCUUGAAAAUAGCCCCUAUGUUUCCCUUGUGGAUUGGGCCCUUGUUUUGCAACAAGAAGGGAAUUUGGUGGAGUUGUUGGAUCCAAAAUUGGGGUCAGAGUUUUACAAGGAAGAGGUACUUAGAGUGAUAAAAGUAGCCCUGUUAUGUGUAAAUUCAUCAGCAGCGCUAAGGCCAAUGAUGUCUGAAGUAGUGAACAUGCUGGAGGGUCGAAGCUCUGUUCGUGAAACAGUGGUGGAUCCAACUGCUUACGGUGAACAAGUAAGAUUAGCAGGCUUGAGAGACCAGUACAUGAAUCAGAAUGUACACCAGGUCAGCUCAGCUGAAUAUGAGAGUCAGACCCUGGUUCGUUCAUCAGACUCAACAUGGAUGGCUUCCCCAUCUUCCAAGGAUCUCUAUCCAUAUCAAGUACCUUCAUUAACUUGAUUGCGGACCAUAAUUUAGCUUGCCUGUAUAAUGUUUUCAUUGUAUAUAUAUAGGGGAAGGAUUCUCAUAUAAAUAUAAAGUUUUUUUUUUUUUAAAAAAAAAACAAAAAAAUCUAGAACAUUCAUUAAUAUAAUAUUCAAAUGGUGUAUAUUUGCUUUUUUUAGAACCCAUUAAUUUCUUA
Molecule: messenger RNA, 3370 nt
Organism: Ziziphus jujuba (common jujube)
Lineage: Eukaryota; Viridiplantae; Streptophyta; Magnoliopsida; Rosales; Rhamnaceae
Product: probable LRR receptor-like serine/threonine-protein kinase At1g07650
Exons: 24
Coding region: 145-3189 (1014 amino acids)
Biological process (GO): protein phosphorylation
Molecular function (GO): ATP binding; protein kinase activity; protein binding
Source: RefSeq, a predicted model, not a curated record